Peromyscus maniculatus bairdii (prairie deer mouse) is the source of this 1065-nucleotide messenger RNA. It is a transcript of the gene Fgf21, whose product is annotated as fibroblast growth factor 21. Gene Ontology annotation, biological process: fibroblast growth factor receptor signaling pathway. Gene Ontology annotation, cellular component: extracellular region. Gene Ontology annotation, molecular function: fibroblast growth factor receptor binding; growth factor activity. NCBI's taxonomy places the organism in Eukaryota, Metazoa, Chordata, Mammalia, Rodentia, Cricetidae. The record is from RefSeq and is a predicted model, not a curated record.
AGACUGACCCCACCCAUCCCCCAGGACAUCUGGGGCGCACCAGUGCUGGACCGUCUCUGGUGAAAGAAGCUUUGGGAUUGCAUCAGGGAGGCCGGCAGUUGAGCCCAGCACCUGAGUGCUGAGCAGGGAGUGCUGAGGCCUUAGUAUCUUGUCAGCUGGGGAUUCCACCGGAGACACAGACUUUCACUUUGCCUGAGCCCGGGUCUGAACCUGCAUCUGCUUUGCUGGGGCAUCCAAGUCAGAAGCCAGUUCCAGACGACCGCUCUCAGACGCUCGCUUGCCGGGGGCUCUUCAUAGAGAAGUGCAUUAUUGAUGGACUGGAUGAAAUCUAGAGUUGGGGUCCUGGGACUGCCGGUCCCUCUGCUGGCUGUCUUCCUCCUGGGGGUCUGCCAGGCACACCCUAUCCCUGACUCCAGCCCCCUCCUCCAGUUUGGGGGUCAAGUCCGGCAGAGGCACCUCUACACAGAUGACGACCAGGACACUGAAGCCCACCUGGCGAUCAGGGAGGAUGGCACAGUGGUAGGCGCCACACACCGCAGCCCAGAAAGUCUCCUGGAACUCAAAGCCUUGAAGCCAGGGGUGAUCCAAAUACUGGGUAUCAAGGCUUCUAGGUUUCUUUGCCAACAGCCCGAUGGAACCCUGUACGGAUCGCCCCUCUUUGAUCCGGAGGCCUGCAGCUUCAGGGAGCUGCUCCUUGAGGAUGGAUACAACGUGUACCAGUCCGAAGCCCACGGCCUGCCCCUGCGCCUGCCCCAGAGGGACUCUUCAAACCAGGACCCAGCAUCCUGGGGACCCGUGCGCUUCCUGCCCGUGCCAGGCCUGUUUCACCAGCCCCAGGAACUUCCAGGGUUCCCGGCGCCAGAGCCCCCCGAUGUGGGCUCCUCUGAUCCCCUGAGCAUGAUGGGACCUCUGCAGGGCCGGAGCCCCAGCUUUGCUGCCUGAGCCUUCCUGAUUCUGGGGAUGCGUCAUUUUGGGUUUCUUCUUAUUUAUUAUGGGUAUUUAUCUUAUUUAUUUAUUUUAAAUUUUUUCUUACUUGGGAUAAUAAACAAAGAGUCUGAAAGAAAA